AUGACCAGUAAAGGCAGAAAUGCCGUUCGUCUGGAAACGGAAAUUGAAAAAAGUCGAGAGGAAUCUAGAUGGAAUAGGGUAAUUGAAUUAGCUGAACAGUUGAAAUCUAGAGCUCCAGCUCAAGAAACUUUAGCAGAUUUUUUAUUAGGAGAAGGAAAAUUGGAAUCAUUUUUAGAAGAACAUCCACCUACUGAAAUUAAUAUACCAUUAGCACAAGAAGGUUUAGUCGAGGCUAAAAGACAUUUGUUAAAUGCAAUUACUGAAUUAGGGAGGAAGGAAAGAGUAGCCUUGGACGGAAACCUUCUUCUGGGUAAAUUAAAUUAUGCAUGUGGAAAUUAUAACGAUGCCUUAUUACAUUACACAAAUGCUGAAUUGGAUUCAUUAACUGAAAAAGAAUUACCCAGCAGGGGGUUAAAAAUUGUAGCUGAAUCUUAUGCAAUUAAAGGAUUAUGCUUGGAAAAAAUAGCACCAACUUCUACAUCGAAAUACAAAUUAGCCGAACAUACAGAACAAAUUAUGAAAUGUUUUGAGUUAGCUGCAGAUCUUACAUUAUUAUACCUUCAAGAAUUGGAUAAAUUACAACAACAACCACCUACAACCACUUCAUCUUCUGGUUCCCAUUCACCACAACCUCCAGCACCAGCUAGGCAAGUUGGGCCCAUUUUAGAAACUGCUUUACAAAGAGCUCCUUUGCUUUAUGUUCAAGCCUCGAGAUUGGAUCAAGCUGUAUCCAGGUAUAGAAGCAUGCUAAGUGCAGUGGAAUCCAGUGCAACACAAAGUGUAAGAUUAACGCUUACCAGGCAAUUAGCUGAAGUUUUACUUAGAGGGCUUACUGGCACUUUAUACAUUCCUCCUUCUUCUUCAGUAAAAAGUACAAAAAAAACUCAGCCAGUUGCCAGUGAGAGCCCUUGGAAACCAAAACAAUAUACUGGCUUUAAUUUAUUUAUACCAACAAUUGAUUAUGAGGAAGUAAUAUUAUUAUUAUUAAUAAGUGAAGCUAUGGCUGUUCGAGACACAGUCCUGAGUCAAGCUCCAGAAUUUGAAGAAGCUCGAUUGAGAGCACUUAAAAAUGCAAAAGCAGUUUAUGAUCUCUUAGCAGUAACUGUCAUGAGAUGGGGACAAGCUACUAUUUUACAUGAAGUUCUUGAGAGAGCAUUAAAAUUUUCAUUCGAAGAAAAACAUAUUUGGAUGCAAUAUGCUCUUUGCUUAGUUACAAUGGGUAAACAUUUUCAUGCAUUGGCCGUUUUAAAAGAAGUCAAAAGGCUUAUGCCUAAAAAUACUAUUCCCUGCUUGAUUGCUGGAAGAAUUUGUUAUGAAAAUUUAGAAAGACCUAAUGAAGGUGUAGAAUGGUGCAAAGAGGCAUUGGUAAAAGCCCAAAAACAAGAACCAAACUUAGUUUCUCGUUGUCUCUUAUACAUAGGAAUUGGGUAUCACAUUCAGGCACAACAAACUUACGUGAGAGUAGAAAAGAAAAAAUUAAGUGAACAAUCUCUGCAUUAUUUCAACGAGUCUGUGAAAUACGAUCCGUACGAUCACUUGGCGCAGUACUAUUUAGCCCUUCAUUUUGCUUGUUCAUUUCGAAUUGUGGAUGCCAUAAAGCACGCUAAAUGCGCUUUGGAAUUCCGACCGGAACAUGCUCCAUCUUUGCAACUAUUAAUUUUAUUACUAACGGCUCAAAAAGAAUAUAAAGAAUCAUCAAAAUUAUUAGAAGCUGCUCUCGAGGAGUAUCCAGAUGAUCUUAAUUUGCUUUAUAUUAAAGCACACUUGGAAUUAUAUGAUAAAGGUGGAGAAGCAGCUUUAGUCACAGCCAAACAAAUGUUAAGCGUUUGGAAAGUGUUAUACGAAGAGCAAACUCUGUUGGAUGCUGCGGAUGCUUCAGAUAAACGAAGUGAUACCAAAAGCACAUUUCAAUUAUAUACAGCAGAAAUGUCAGAUAAGGAUUCAAGCUCGCUACAUGCUCAAUCUGUCGUCGCAUCUCGAGUGGAACAUGCUUUGUCUGAAGUGGCUUCUUCUCUUAGUUCUUUUACUCCAAGACCUGGACCGCAGCAUGCUUGGAUUUUACAAGUUCAAAUUUGGUUACUUUUAGCCGAAAUAUACCUUGAAUUAAAUGAAUUAAAUUGGGCUUCCGACUGUGUGCAAGAAGCCACUGCAAUAUAUCCAUUGUCGCAUCAAGUUAUGUUCACCAAAGGUUUAAUCUAUGAGAAAAAAGCAGAAUUCACAGAAGCCUGUCAAUGGUUUCAAAAUGCAAUCGCUAUAAGUCCAACACAUUUAAAAAGUCUUCAGCAUUUAGGAUUAACAUAUUACUAUUUGGGAUACAAUAGAUUGGCUGAAAAAACUCUGAGGGAUGCAGCAAGAAUCGAUCCUAAUUCUUUUACAACCUGGUAUAAUUUGGGCAUUGUGUUAGAAUCAGUGAAAGAAUAUGCAGGUGCAAGCGAUUGCAUGUUAACUGCAUUGGAAGUUGAAACUACUAGUCCUGCACUGCCUUUUACAAUGAUUCCUAUAACUUUUGAAUAA
Pediculus humanus corporis (human body louse) is the source of this 2514-nucleotide messenger RNA. RefSeq names its product tetratricopeptide repeat protein 7B, putative. Bases 1 to 2514 code for a protein of 837 amino acids. Gene Ontology annotation, cellular component: plasma membrane. Gene Ontology annotation, molecular function: protein binding. The transcript is spliced from 9 exons. NCBI's taxonomy places the organism in Eukaryota, Metazoa, Arthropoda, Insecta, Psocodea, Pediculidae. Gene Ontology annotation, biological process: phosphatidylinositol phosphate biosynthetic process; protein localization to plasma membrane. The record is from RefSeq and is a predicted model, not a curated record.